Messenger RNA from Gorilla gorilla gorilla (western lowland gorilla), 2453 nucleotides. It is a transcript of the gene AGTR1, whose product is annotated as angiotensin II receptor type 1. The record is from RefSeq and is a predicted model, not a curated record. Gene Ontology annotation, molecular function: C-C chemokine receptor activity; C-C chemokine binding; angiotensin type II receptor activity. The transcript has 3 exons. Bases 482 to 1561 code for a protein of 359 amino acids. Gene Ontology annotation, cellular component: external side of plasma membrane; membrane. Lineage: Eukaryota; Metazoa; Chordata; Mammalia; Primates; Hominidae. Gene Ontology annotation, biological process: immune response; neutrophil chemotaxis; regulation of vasoconstriction.
UUGGGCCGGGAGGGUCUCCCGGGGCGGGGCGGAGGAGGAGGGAAUGCAAAACAGAGCCUCGUCCCCGGAACCCAAGAAGCAGCAACGCCCCUCACUAUAAAUUCGGAGCUGCCUCCUCGCCGAUGAUUCCAGCCCCUGACAGCCAGGACCCCAGGCAGCAGCGAGUGACAGGACGUCUGGACCGGCGCGCCGCCAGCAGCUCUGCCGGGCCGCGGCGGUGAUCGAUGGGGAGCGGCUGGAGCGGACCCAGCGAGUGAGAGCGCACAGCCGGGACGCCGAGGCGGCGGGCGGGAGACCCGCACCAGCGCAACCGGCCCUCGGCGGGACGUGACGCAGCGCCCGGGGAGCGGGUUUGAUAUUUGACAAAUUGAUCUAAAAUGGCUGGGUUUUUAUCUGAAUAACUCACUGAUGCCAUCCCAGAAAGUCGGCACCAGGUGUAUUUGAUAUAGUGUUUGCAACAAAUUCGACCCAGGUGAUCAAAAUGAUUCUCAACUCUUCUACUGAAGAUGGUAUUAAAAGAAUCCAAGAUGAUUGUCCCAAAGCUGGAAGGCAUAAUUACAUAUUUGUCAUGAUUCCUACUUUAUACAGUAUCAUCUUUGUGGUGGGAAUAUUUGGAAACAGCUUGGUGGUGAUAGUCAUUUACUUUUAUAUGAAGCUGAAGACUGUGGCCAGUGUUUUUCUUUUGAAUUUAGCACUGGCUGACUUAUGCUUUUUACUGACUUUGCCACUAUGGGCUGUCUACACAGCUAUGGAAUACCGCUGGCCCUUUGGCAAUUACCUAUGUAAGAUUGCUUCAGCCAGCGUCAGUUUCAACCUGUACGCUAGUGUGUUUCUACUCACGUGUCUCAGCAUUGAUCGAUACCUGGCUAUUGUUCACCCAAUGAAGUCCCGCCUUCGACGCACAAUGCUUGUAGCCAAAGUCACCUGCAUCAUCAUUUGGCUGCUGGCAGGCUUGGCCAGUUUGCCAGCUAUAAUCCAUCGAAAUGUAUUUUUCAUUGAGAACACCAAUAUUACAGUUUGUGCUUUCCAUUAUGAGUCCCAAAAUUCAACCCUCCCGAUAGGGCUGGGCCUGACCAAAAAUAUACUGGGUUUCCUGUUUCCUUUUCUGAUCAUUCUUACAAGUUAUACUCUUAUUUGGAAGGCCCUAAAGAAGGCUUAUGAAAUUCAGAAGAACAAACCAAGAAAUGAUGAUAUUUUUAAGAUAAUUAUGGCAAUUGUGCUUUUCUUUUUCUUUUCCUGGAUUCCCCACCAAAUAUUCACUUUUCUGGAUGUAUUGAUUCAACUAGGCAUCAUACGUGACUGUAGAAUUGCAGAUAUUGUGGACACGGCCAUGCCUAUCACCAUUUGUAUAGCUUAUUUUAACAAUUGCCUGAAUCCUCUUUUUUAUGGCUUUCUGGGGAAAAAAUUUAAAAAAUAUUUUCUCCAGCUUCUAAAAUAUAUUCCCCCAAAAGCCAAAUCCCACUCAAACCUUUCAACAAAAAUGAGCACGCUUUCCUACCGCCCCUCAGAUAAUGUAAGCUCAUCCACCAAGAAGCCUGCACCGUGUUUUGAGGUUGAGUGACAUGUUCGAAACCUGUCCAUAAAGUAAUUUUGUGAAAGAAGGAGCAAGAGAACAUUCCUCUGCAGCACUUCACUACCAAAUGAGCAUUAGCUACUUUUCAGAAUUGAAGGAGAAAAUGCAUUAUGUGGACUGAACCGACUUUUCUAAAGCUCUGAACAAAAGCUUUUCUUUCCCUUUGCAACAAGACAAAGCAAAGCCACGUUUUGCAUUAGACAGAUGACGGCUGCUCGAAGAACAAUGUCAGAAACUCGAUGAAUGUGUUGAUUUGAGAAAUUUUACUGACAGAAAUGCAAUCUCCCUAGCCUGCUUUUGUCCUGUUAUUUUUUAUUUCCACAUAAAGGUAUUUAGAAUAUAUUAAAUCGUUAGAGGAGCAACAGGAGAUGAGAGUUCAAGAUUGUUCUGUCCAGUUUCCAAAGGGCAGUAAAGUUUUUGUGCCUGUUUUUAGCUAUUAGCAGCUGUGCCACACUUGCACCUGGUACUGCACAUUUUGUACAAAGAUUUGCUAAGCAGUAGUCGUCAAGUCGCAGAUCUUUUUGUGAAAUUCAACCUGUGUCUUAUAGGUUUACACUGCCAAAACAAUGCCCGUAAAAUGGCUUAUUUGUAUAAUGGUGUUACUAAAGUCACAUAUAAAAGUUAAACUACUUGUAAAGGUGCUGCGCUGGUCCCAAGUAGUAGUGUCUUCCUAGUAUAUUAGUUUGAUUUAAUAUCUGAGAAGUGUAUAUAGUUUGUGGUAAAAAGAUUAUAUAUCAUAAAGUACGCCUUCCUGUUUUAAAAAAGUAUAUAUUCUACACAUAUAUGUAUAUGUAUAUCUAUAUCUCUAAACUGCUGUUAAUUGAUUAAAAUCUGGCAAAGUUAUAUUUACUUUAAAAUAAAAUAAUUUUAUUGCAACGUA